Molecule: messenger RNA, 996 nt
Organism: Emericellopsis cladophorae
Lineage: Eukaryota; Fungi; Ascomycota; Sordariomycetes; Hypocreales; Bionectriaceae
Exons: 1
Coding region: 1-996 (331 amino acids)
Source: RefSeq, a predicted model, not a curated record
AUGUCACCCACGAAGACGAAGAGGAGCGCGACCGCCACCAACGGCGACAAAGCCAAUGGCAGGACCACGUCUAAGACGCACGACGUCAGCACCAUGGAAUCCGGAAAAGAGCUCGAGCACGAGGUUCAGAAAGACCAGACAUCCCCCAAGAAGCGUAAACAACCACCUGAAAAGGAAACACGCCAAGGAUCACGCAAGUCAGCGCGCAACGCACCAACAGCAGAGCCCUCCCAGUCACAGCUGCUCCGGUACAUGCUAUCUGACAAUGCCACCGAGCUCUGCCGCCCAGCUGACGAGGCGCGCGACCUCGCGUCACGGGAAAAUGCCAAGUGUACCGUCACGUACACGUCCAGCGUGCUGAACCCGUUCCAGGAGCUUGUCAGCGCCGUGGUCCUGUCCCGGCCCAUCUCGCACAUGCUGGGUCUUCGCACGCUCCGGACCAUAUUCAAUGCGCCCUAUGAAUUCAACAAUGCCAAGGCCAUACAAGACGCUGGCCUGGACAAGGUCCACAAGGCUCUCUGGGACGCGCGGACACAGCACAAGGCCAAGACGGCCGAUCAGUUGAGCUACCUCGGUGAUCUCGUCUUGGAGUACUUUGCCGACGAGGACGACAAGGAGGGCGAGCGCCUUGCCAAAGUGCUGGCGAGCGACAAACCGGAUGAAGCGCUGCAAGACCUCAUUGACAAGGUCAAGGGGCUCGGUCCCACGGGAGGAAACAUUUUCAGGAGGCGAGUCCAGUGGCUGUGGCCGGCGGCUUAUCCGUUCAUCGACAGCAGGAGCUCGGACGCGCUGCAGCGCGUCGGGCUUCCCUCGGGAGAGGAUGACUUGCAACAGGUCAUUGGAAGCUACUGGGAUGGGAUGGACCAUGCAAAGUUGGUGGGGCAAGACGUCGACGAGAAGAAGAGGCGGGCUCUUGUCGUGGUUCUCGAGCGGGCGACUGGUGCUGACUUGGAGGGCAAGGUCGAGCAGCUCAAGGAGGCGGCCGCAAAGCUGUAA